Messenger RNA from Thunnus maccoyii (southern bluefin tuna), 1384 nucleotides. Its product is annotated as lysophosphatidic acid receptor 6-like. The transcript is spliced from 3 exons. Gene Ontology annotation, cellular component: membrane. Lineage: Eukaryota; Metazoa; Chordata; Actinopteri; Scombriformes; Scombridae. The record is from RefSeq and is a predicted model, not a curated record. Bases 310 to 1176 code for a protein of 288 amino acids. Gene Ontology annotation, biological process: positive regulation of Rho protein signal transduction; phospholipase C-activating G protein-coupled receptor signaling pathway. Gene Ontology annotation, molecular function: G protein-coupled receptor activity.
ACGUCACGAUCGGUCCGAAUCACAAGCGGCUCUUGAUUUGGACGUUUCAUGUGUAAAAGUUGCUGUAAUUUAGUAAAACUGCAGCUCUCACAAAUUUUCUUGAAUUUGUUUUAAUUUUGCGAUCGCAAAAUCACAAUUUCCUGGAAAGACUAAAGGAUGCUGAAGUAGCUUAGUGCAGCAUCUUUGUUCCCUCCAUAGAAAAAUAUUGGCUCACACCAAUUCAAAGUGAUUCUGCUCCAGAAACAUCCAAUUUGAUCACAUUCACAAUCCCAGAUAUGGCGUGAAACACUUGACACCGCGCUCCACAACAUGGUCGAUCCCAGAAAACUGCAGCAUGUUCAUGUGGUGAAGAUGAAUCUGUCUGAAGCGAACCACACCUCAACAUCCGACUUCCUUACUUUCUACGAAGGACUAGGCACCUUGUUCGGAGUCAACUUGGUGGUGGGUUUCCCUGCCAACGUCUACAUGGUGCGGGUGUUAGUGUGCGGAGCGGGCAAGAUCGUGGCCUCAGAGCUCUUUGCCCUUAAUCUGGCCAUCUCUGAGAUCCUCUUCGGCAUCUCGUCUGCUUACCUGAUGGUACACUUCCUGCUGAGGAUGGCGCCGUACACGGGGAUGCUGUUGUUGCAGUGUUUCAUACGGCUGAUGUUCUUUUCCCGCCCCAUCUUUCACAGCUGCAUCUGCCUGGAGCGCUACCUGGCUGUGGUGCAUCCCACUGUCUUCCUCAGGUUCAAACCUCUUCGUUACAGGUUGGCGUUCUGCAUGGUCAACUGGCUGCUGGUGCUGCUGUACUGCACCAUCCCUACCUUCAUGCUUUCCACCACACAGUCCGUAUACCUGCUCAUAACCAAGUCCCUGUUCUUCCUGGUGCUCAUGUUUUACUGCGGCAUCCAUGUUCUCUGCGUGCUGAAGCAGCCGGGGCCCGGCGACGGGGACCGCGCCCGAGAGAGCAGCAACACCACGAAGAGAAAGGCCUUUAAGGUCAUCAUGAUCACCAUGGUCUUCACCAGCACCACCGAGCUGCUCCAAGUCUUAAUGUUUAGUCCGAUGCUGUACGCUCCCCAGCAGGUUCUUCUGUGGGUCAUGUUAAUGAACGUGGCCGUCAACAUCGUCAGCGGGUUCAUCACUCCGCUGCUGUUCCUGCACAGAGCUGGAAAACUGCCCUGCAGGAAGUUCUGAGUUUAGUUUAACAGUCAAGUUCCUGAAGUCCGGAGUUUGAGUCAGCAGCAUCAGACCUGCAGCAAACUUCAGUUAGUUCAUUAGUUUGUAAUUGAUUAAUCAUCCAUUAAAUUUCUGCCAUUUAAGUGGCUCCAUGUCACAUUAAUUGAAGGAAUUAUUUUUAUAUACAGCUGGAAGCACUGACAGAAAUGUGAUAGAAAUUCAUGCA